UGCCUCUGUAGACUAACCACAGUAAUCCUCAAAUUCCGACUGUGACAGCUCCUUGGCUUUACGCGUCCUGCUGUUUAGUAUUAGCACAUUACACAGAUUUUGUAGAUUGUGCCUUUUCAAAAUUUGUUCGAAACAUUUCGCCAGGCUGUCUGACAAGCUGACUGUUAGCUGCUAACUCAGUAACAACACAGCGACCAGCUGACGGAGCGCUAAGCGUGUUAGCCUGCUAGCCCAGCUGUCUCAUCAGUCUGCCUGUCCUUUGUCUUUACAAUCAAGUGAGCCAUCAGGCGGUGGUUCGUCUCCGGCUUUGCCAACACCGGCUUCUGCGAUUCAAUUUGUAUCGCCUGACACGAGUCAAGCAGACCAAGAUAGGCGGCUGGGGAACCAAGAUGUCGAACCGAGUGGUGUGCAGAGAAGCAAAUCAUGCCGGGACCUGGUACUCUGCUUCGGGAUCGCAGCUGAAUGCACAACUCGAGGGCUGGCUGUCCCAAGCACAGUCCACGAUCAAACCUGCUAGAGCCAUCAUUGCGCCGCAUGCUGGGUAUACCUAUUGUGGUUCUUGUGCGGCACAUGCCUACAAGCAGGUUGAUCCCUCUAUUACUCGUAGGGUGUUCAUCCUGGGACCCUCACACCAUGUGCCCCUCUCCCGCUGUGCCCUGUCACCUGCAGACAUCUAUAGAACACCUCUCUAUGACCUGAGAAUUGACCAGAAGGUUUAUUCUGACCUCUGGAAAACUGGGUUGUUUGAGCGGAUCACUCUUCAGACUGAUGAGAACGAGCACAGUAUUGAAAUGCACUUGCCUUACACUGCUAAAGCCAUGGAGAGCCACAAAGACGAGUUUAGCAUCGUCCCUGUGCUUGUGGGUGCCCUGAGUGAAUCUAAGGAGCAGGAAUAUGGGAAGCUGCUCAGCAAGUAUUUGGCAGACCCUUCAAACCUUUUCAUCAUCUCAUCUGACUUCUGCCACUGGGGUCAACGGUUCCGCUACACAUACUACGAUGAAUCUCAAGGGGAGAUCUACAGGUCUAUUGAGCAUCUUGAUAAAAUGGGGAUGGGCAUUAUAGAGCAGCUGGAUCCCAUGUCUUUCACCAACUACUUGAAGAAAUACCGCAACACCAUCUGUGGGCGUCACCCGAUUGGAGUGCUGCUAAAUGCUGUGGCUGAGCUGAGGAAGUCUGGUUUAGAAAUGAACUUCUCUUUCCUGAACUACGCCCAGUCAAGCGAGUGCAGGAACUGGCAUGACAGCUCCGUGAGUUACGCUGCUGGGGCACUCGUCGUUCAUUGAGGUCGACUUUCGCAGGGACCAAUGCAGCGCCGCCACCCUGUCGUUACUAUCUAUCGCCAUAACCCCCAGACCCCCCACCCCCCACCCCCCACUCACCCCACCCCCAAAUGCACCCACUAUUUGCAGGAAGACCUAGACAUACAAAGCCAAUAAAGUCUUCUUUCUCUGUCUCUCCCUCUUCUCAUCCCUCCUCUCAGUUUGAAGUGUGUCUCAGAGUUUUGGUUGAUACAUUUGCUUGUAGUGCAGUUUCAAGAUUAUGUUGGAGCAAAUUGUUUGAGGGGAUUUGAAGAAUGCGUAAUGAUUUUGCUGGGAGGGGGAUUAUUUGGAUUUUUGCAGGGACUGUAGUUGUCCUCUUAGUCCAUUUAGUUUUCCUGACUAGCGAUGGAUUUGAGUUGUAAUGCAAUCUUUGCAUUUGGACUCUUGGCAAUCUGUGCUCAUGUUAUUUGCCUCUGAAGAGGAAUGAAAAUAAAACUGCAGAUCUUAAUGGAGAAUACAGAAAUGUUGCCAGAUGCAAACGAAGUGAGAGUUUUGACUGACGGCUUUAAGCUACACGCGACUUUAAUUUUUAAACUGUCAUUGGUAAUUACUACUGUCGCAUUACGUAUAUUGUAGAUGCUAACAAAGGGCUGCACCCAACAGAGUUCACUAACCCCCUGUACAAAACCAAAAAUAUUAUUACUCUUAUAAUAGUUUAUUAAAUAUUAUCUUUUACUCAUAUUCUAUUCCAUUUAUUUCUCCCUUUUUGAGUAGUAGUAUUAUUAGGUGUGAUGGUAUUUACUCAAGUAGUGUGUACAUCUGAACAACAGCAGUGUUGUCAGUUUAGAUCCAAAGCCAACAACAUGGUUUGCCUGUUAAAUUUGUGCUCCCAGAUUCCAAUUAUACAUGUGUAGCGUUAUAUUCAUGGUUUUGAGGGCCAGACUGCGGUUGUGGGUGCCACAGAAAUGUCAUCAAAGCUGGAUAUAGUGUAAAUGACUCCCAACACUAACACGUCUAGUCUUUGUUUACACUGCCACCUUGAAUCUCUGUAGUUUUUGAAUUUUGCGUACAAGAGACUCGAUCACAUUUUUGUCUUUUGUUGCAAGUUCAAUUCUGUCAGAGUAGUAAAGCUUCUGUUUUGGCUGGAACAAAAAUAGCGAGAUGACCUAGUUGGUUUGCUUAAAUUUUAGGGACUGUUACUAAAUCUGUUCACUAGGUAGUAAUCUACAGCUCUAUUUAUCAAUUAUUUGUUAUGUUUUGUUUUAUGAAUGCCAAAUGUUAUUGGGAAGAAUUAAGUCUUCAUCCUUAUUCAAAUUUUUUUCUUUCUCCAGUUUUGUUACUCAAUGAAGAGCUGCCCGAAUAUCAUUUAAGCAAGGUCAACUAGAACAAAUGGCGUUUUAAGAUCAGCAAAAUCAUGAUUCACGGAAACAAUGUACCCAGAAUAGUGUCACUCGUUGGUCCCUGCUCUAUUUUGGAUAUGUUGGAUGUAAAUGUGCAAAAAAGAAAAUUCACAGUUAUGAUAUAUUAUGAAAUGAGUCAUGCUGCUUGAAAUACUCCUACUAUUGUCAUACAUUAAGAAAAUGCAAACAAAACCCGAAUGCAGUAAACCUGAUGAUUCACAGUGGCAGUAUAGGCUUUCAAUGACAGUAUGACAAUGUCUGCUGUCCUUUUCAUUUGAGACCUGAACAUCACUUCUCUCCUGACUGACUUUUGCUGAAGUCAAGGAUUCCCAUUAAAAUGAUGCAGUCCCCGAACAUUGGUCUCCCUCUCUCGGCACUAUAAGCAUUAAGCUACAAUAUCUGGUUAAAGCAAGUGAGCACAGACUUAAAAAAUUAAUCUCCAGACUCACCUCACCCCUGGCGUUAAUUUAAGGGAAACUGAAGCAUGACACACUGCUAUUGUGCCUUUUAUCACUGUUGCACAUAUACAUACAAAGCGUAUUCUCACUUAGUCUUAUUUUAGAACGUGUACUUUUUAGUUUUUUUUUCCACAUGUACCCAGCCCCUUGCCUUGUGCCCACCAAUAUCUCCAUCUCACCCAGCACUCCAGGAGUGUGUGAUCUGUUACUCUCAUCUGUUGGUCAAAAAUGGCACCAACUGUUUUCUCCUUCUCGAGUGGGGAGUGGUGUUCUGUUUUCUCCACCUCACCUCAUUCCUGUAGAGAGAGACGAGACUGAACCUCAACACUGUUCCUUUUCUGUUUAUUGUUUUGUCUUAUAGAAAUGUUUUUUGUAUUAUUUUUCUGUGGCUGAGAGAAUGGGAACUUACAUGUCACAAACCUAAAAUAUUCUACUCAACUUCUCCGUGAAUGGAGUUGUUCUGAUCUCAGGUUCCACUGACAAAGCAUCCCAUAAGGCUCUUCCCAUAAGGCCAAGGGUUCAUGUUACAAAACAAGUAAACUGUACUGAAAAGCA
Messenger RNA from Scophthalmus maximus (turbot), 3672 nucleotides. RefSeq names its product mediator of cell motility 1 (gene memo1). The transcript is spliced from 9 exons. The coding region runs from base 390 to 1283 and encodes 297 amino acids. The record is from RefSeq and is a predicted model, not a curated record. Lineage: Eukaryota; Metazoa; Chordata; Actinopteri; Pleuronectiformes; Scophthalmidae.